This is a messenger RNA of Mustela erminea (ermine), 5224 nucleotides long. RefSeq names its product pellino E3 ubiquitin protein ligase family member 3 (gene PELI3). The transcript is spliced from 8 exons. Gene Ontology annotation, molecular function: ubiquitin protein ligase activity; protein binding. Gene Ontology annotation, biological process: regulation of Toll signaling pathway; protein K63-linked ubiquitination. Lineage: Eukaryota; Metazoa; Chordata; Mammalia; Carnivora; Mustelidae. Bases 200 to 1609 code for a protein of 469 amino acids. The record is from RefSeq and is a predicted model, not a curated record.
CCCAACGGGGCGGGGCAUCGGGACAGGGGGCGGAGUGUGGCGGUUCGCAUUCGCCCCCUCCCCCGGCCCCGGGUGUCCCCGUGACGAGGCAGCGCGGAGCCGCCGCGGGCCGGGCCCAUCCCGCAGCAGCGGCCCCGGGGCCAAGCAGGGGCGAGGCGCGAAGGGAGAGGCGCCGAGCGGGACCGGGAGCGCGGCCAGAAUGGUGCUAGAAGGAAACCCUGAAGUGGGGUCUCCCCGAACCUCAGACCUCCGGCGUCCAGGGACCCAGGGCUCUUGUGUCCUGUCUUCUCCUGGUGAAGAUGCACAGCCAGGCGAGGAGCCCAUCAAGUAUGGCGAACUCAUCGUCCUGGGAUGCUGUGAGGAAGGAGGUGAGGAAACCGAGGCUCAGAGAGGGGAAGUGACUGGUCCAAGGGCACACAGCUGCUACAACGGGUGUCUGGCAAGUGGGGACAAGGGCCGCCGGAGAAGCCGCCUGGCGCUGAGCCGCCGGCCCCAUGCCAAUGGCGUGAAGCCCGAUGUUAUGCACCACAUCUCCACACCGCUCGUCUCCAAGGCACUGAGUAACCGCGGCCAGCACAGCAUCUCGUACACGCUGUCCCGGAGCCACUCGGUCAUCGUUGAGUACACACAUGACAGUGAUACGGACAUGUUCCAGAUCGGCCGCUCCACAGAGAACAUGAUCGACUUUGUGGUAACAGACACAUCCCCCGGGGGAGGGGCUGCCGAGGGCCCCUCAGCCCAGAGCACCAUCUCCCGCUACGCCUGCCGCAUCCUGUGUGACCGCCGGCCGCCCUAUACUGCCCGCAUCUAUGCCGCUGGCUUUGAUGCCUCCAGCAACAUCUUCCUUGGAGAGCGGGCGGCCAAGUGGCGGACCCCCGACGGCCUGAUGGACGGCUUAACCACCAAUGGGGUCCUGGUGAUGCACCCAGCAGGCGGCUUCUCGGAGGACUCAGCCCCGGGUGUCUGGAGGGAGAUAUCCGUCUGUGGGAACGUGUACACUCUGAGGGACAGCCGCUCUGCACAGCAGCGAGGGAAGCUGGUGGAAAAUGAGUCCAACGUGCUGCAGGAUGGCUCCCUCAUUGACCUGUGUGGGGCCACUCUGCUGUGGCGCACGCCGGCGGGGCUGCUGAGGGCCCCCACGCUGAAGCAGCUGGAGGCCCAGCGGCAGGAGGCGAAUGCGGCACGGCCCCAGUGCCCCGUGGGCCUCAGCACCCUGGCCUUCCCGAGUCCGGCCCGGGGCCGCACAGCACCCGACAAGCAGCAGCCCUGGGUCUACGUCCGGUGUGGCCACGUCCACGGCUACCACGGCUGGGGCUGCAGGAGAGAGCGGGGCCCCCAGGAGCGCGAGUGUCCUCUCUGUCGCCUCGUGGGGCCCUACGUCCCCCUGUGGCUUGGCCAGGAGGCAGGCCUCUGUCUGGACCCUGGGCCGCCGAGCCAUGCCUUUGCACCUUGUGGCCAUGUGUGUUCGGAGAAGACUGCCCGCUACUGGGCCCAGACGCCGCUGCCCCACGGCACCCACGCUUUCCAUGCUGCCUGCCCCUUUUGUGGGGCCUGGCUCACCGGCGAGCAUGGCUGCGUCCGGCUCAUUUUCCAGGGGCCGCUGGACUAGGCUCCCCCGGCGCCCCGGCUGCCACGCCCGCCUGCCCACCUAGAUCCCCCACCUCCUGCAGCCCAGAGGGAGCUCUGCAUGUGGGACUCUACCCGCUGGCACAUAGCCACACCAGAUGGACAUGUUGGAUGGAUGGGCUGUGCUCCUCCCCUCUUAACUCUGGUCCCUGAAACCCCUACCCCGGUCGGAAUGACGGGGCCCUCAGCACCAGCUCUGUCCCGGGCUGAUGGAGGGAAGCCCAUCCCUGUGCCCUGGCCCUUCCUGGGGUGUCCCACAUCAUGCCGCCUACACUGUGUCCCUGGGGGCGUGAAGGGGCCGUGGGUUCCUGACCCCCAGCUUAGGCUGGCCGUGCCCUGAGCCUGCCGACCCAGCUCCAGAUACCCCGCUGCUGCCCUGGGUUCCUCUAUAAAUCUCGCUGCUCAGCCUGCCCUCACAGAUCCCACGUGUCCGGCAUGCGUGCAGUGCCGCCAGCCCCUGCAUGAGUGAGGGGUGGGCAGCAGGCCGGGGCCGGCAUCUGCUGGUACCCACUCCAGGCUGGACUCCACGCCACGUGAGCUCUGGGGACACAGAGACGAUCGGACUUGGUUCCCUGCCCGGUGGAAGGCACAGUCUAGUGGACGACAGGCCUGAUUACCGAAUGACAACACGGUUUCCUGGGCACCAGGAUCAGAGAAUCAUCAAGGGCUGCAGAGCUGGUCUCCCAAGCAGGCGCGAGAGUGAGGGAGGCUCGCGUGGGAACUCCCUACAGGAAGGGGAGGGUGCUCUGGGCAGGGGGGAGGCUGAGCACAGGCGAGGGUGUCAGGAAGCAGGGACCUGAGUGAGGGGCUGGAGAAGGGGUUGCAGAGGGGGCAGAAAGAGGGCUGGAGCAAGAGGUUGGGGCUUCCCUGACGGGGAAGAUGCUGGAUGGAGGCUUUGGAACCUCGUUUGUGGAUAGUCAGGAGCCGGGGACGGGAAGGGGACUCAGGGUCCCGGAGUGCUGGCUGUGACAGAAGGGCCACUAUUACCAAGUGCCCACUGUGCCCUUCACUGUGCUGCUGCUGCUAAUAACUAUCUAUUAACUAACCAGAAGCUUUUGCUAUUUAAUGCUCACAGUAACGGGGUGGGGGCGGGGAGGGAUUACCGUUUCUGUUUACAGAGAGAUUAAGGCACAGGUGCCAAGUCCCACAGCUAGAAAGUGGCCAAGCCAGGACCCAGAUCCAUGACUGCCUGCCUGGCCUCAGCCUGGCCUCUUCCAUCACCCUGGGCUGCUUUCCUUGGAUGGGGGCGGGAGGGGAGGGGCAGGCAGCCCAGGUCACCGGCACAGCGUGUGCGAAUGUGUGGCAGGGAAUAUGCUUGACCCACAAAGGAGUCGGGUCUGGAGGGGCAGAAAGGAGAAAUGAGGGGUGAGGACAUUGGGCUGGGGUCUGGUGGCCCUUGGUUGCCAUGGAGACCAAGACGGAACCGGACCCUGACUCAUCUUGGCUAAGCGGCACCUCUCCCUGAGAACCAAGGCAGGCUCAGUGUGCUGCUGGGGUUGCUUUUAGACCAUUCCUGGGGGGAGCAAGCUAGGGAGACUGGUAGAUGGAGAUUCUGGAAAUAUAAAAAAAUCUGGAAAAGAGUCUGCUAAGUAUAGGCCUCCUGGGCAUCAUCCCCAGUUGAAGACAGCCGCCAGAGCCUUACGGAGUAUAGAUUCCAAGGGGAGGGCCUGCUGCAGGCCGCACAGCUCGUGGGGGCCACAGAGACCAGACUGGGGGCUCUCGAGAGGACAGAGGGCUCCUGAGGGUGGUGAAAAGGGGAUCUGGUGAGAUUCCUGCUCCCGGGCCCCCACAUACCACAGUGGGGGAGCCCAGAUGGGGAGGCUCAAGCAACUGUGGGAAUAUUGCGAGCCCUACAUGCACACACAAAACACUGAUAAUCCAGUUCUCUCUUCUGGCCCUGUUGGGAACCAGGUAAGGGAUGUUCCGAUCCUGUUUCCAGUAAGGAGAGGAGAAAGUAGAGGCAAGCACAGAGCAUGGUGCCGCCCCAGGGAGAACUUGGAGGUGGUGGUGGCAGUAAGACAGCCCUGAUCUUGGCCCACCUCUGCCCCUUUCCAGCUCUUGGAGCGUCUGUCUCCUCACCUUUUAAAUGGAAUAGCAAUUCCUAUAUGACCAGAUGGCAGUGAAUGUUCUGAGAGCACCUGUAGCAAGCAGGUAUUUAAUGUUCAUUCCUCACCUGCCCUUCCUGCAUGUCCAUGGGGAAGAACCAAGGCUAGGGAUGGCCGAGGCUCCAGUGACUGGAUUUCUCCAUGUGAUUAUGCAUGUGUGCAUACUGGGGCCAGUGGAGGAGACAGCGUGGUGGAAGUUCUUAGGAAGGCUAGACCCCAGUUCAGGGACUGGGUGGCCUCAAGGAAGUCAAUGAAACUAAUAGUCCCAGUUUCUCCAUCUCCUACAAUGGGUAAAAUGGUGAUAUCCUAUCAGGGUUUUUACAAGAAUGAAAUAGCCUCCAUGUUAAGCUGGUGGCAUAGGACCUUGUGUGUUAACCAUGAACAUAAAAACGUGGCGGCUUUGAGGAUCCCAGGAGUCCUGAGAUCUUUUGCGAGCCUGAGCUGCCUGUUGAUGGCUAGAGAGCGCCACCUCCUUUACUGGUGCCCCGCUCAAAUUCACCCAAGUCAGGGGAGUAUACCCAUUUUAAAGACCAUAAAAAUUGAGACACAGGGAAGAAGAGGGGUGACCUUCCUAAGGACAUAGAGAAUUUAUUGAGCUUUUCUCCAUGAUGAUAGUCAUCAUCGGAGUCAGCCCCUCCAGGCACAACACUAGGCAGCAGACUGCCCAGUCAUCAGUUUACUCCCAACUAUAGCAUCCUUGGGAGUGGAGGCAGUUGUUAGCUGGGUUUUCUGGCUGAGGAAGCUAAGACUCAGAGAGGUAAAGGGUCCUGCCCAAGGUCACACAGCCAGUAGAUGAUGGUGGCCAGAUUUGACCUUAGAUGACCUGGCUCCGCCCACGCUGACCCAGGCCCCUCACAAUAUUCUCCACUGAGCCCAGGCCUGGCACCAACGCUUGGACAUGUCAUGCCUGACCCAGGCUGUCCUCUUGUGAGUCAAUGCAGAGGUGCAAAGCUGGACCUCAGGCCCAGCUCGGUCCUGGUCCUCCUUUUGGGGUCCCAGGCAGCUCUCCCAACAGGCAUCGGGCGAACACCAACAAGUUCCAGGCCCCUCGCGUCUUUGUGCUGAGGAAACUGAGGCUCAGAGACGUUUAGUGGCUGCCUUCCAACCCCUGGCGAAUGGAUGGCGGUGCAGUGAAGCACUUGUCCCACCACGGGUGUGAUCGCCUCGGCUCAUCGGCAGCUGACCUUGUAGGUUCCCAGUGUCCUAAAAGUCUCCAGCUCCUGACCCUCGAAUCCACUGAGGGAGGGAGAGUCACAUCACUUCCCGAGCGCAGGUUCCCACCUGCAAAACUGAGGUCCCGGGACCCAAAGGAGGGCGGCGCUGGGGCUCUGUGGGGAAGUCCCCGCUGCUCCGUACAUGACAUCCAUGCCGCCCCGCCCGGACUCGAAGCGUCAGCCCGGUCUGCCGGGACUAGGCCGCGGCCCGGCCGGCCACUCCGUUUCCCAGCCGCCGAGCCCGCACCCUCGCGAACAAAGGCCAAGGCCGCAGGGGCC